AGCUCCAGCAUACAGUCGGCACUUUUUCUUGUGUGGUCAAAGAGUACCUGAGAUAAACUAGCUUCCUGCUGCUUGCUCCAUUCGAUGAUGAAAAACAUUCAUUUUAAAGAUUUCUUCUGGAACUCGGACCUGACCUCCACCACAGGGUACGAUGGCAUCAUUCAGUAUCUCAAUGAUGGCAAGAGGACAUGCAAGGAGGUGGAGGAUUUCAUGAAAGCCAGGGCAUCAAUUGAAGAGAAGUACGCCAAAGAUCUCCUUAGUUUGUCAAAGAAGAUGUGUGGACACAGUGAGAUGAGUAAGGCAACCCUUUGUGUUGAGAUGCUUACAUUAAAGAGAUCCUUGGACAUGCUGAAAUUACAGACUGAACAAGUGAGUCUGUCACAUUUACAACUGUCACAAAAUAUGAGGGAGGAGGCCAAGAAACUGGAAGAAUUCAGAGAAAAGCAGAAAGAAGCAAGGAAAAAGAUAGAACAACAAAUGGAUAUUCUCCACAAACAGAAGUCCACACAGUACAAGAAGACAAUGGAUUCAAAGAAGACAUAUGACCAGAAGUGUCGAGACAAAGAAGAAGCCGAUCAGAACGUGAACCGAAACACCAACACCAACAACACCAAGCACAUGGAAAAGCUCUGCUCAAAAGCACAGCAGGCAAAGCAGACUGCAGAAGAAGCAGACAAGUUAUACCAGCAGAAUGUCACCACACUGGGAAAGAUUAGAGAUGACUGGAUAAAGGAGCAUGUCAAAGCCUGUGAGAUGUUCGAAAAGCAGUCAGUGGAGCGGAUCAACUUCCUGAGAAACACGGUCUGGACUCACCUCAACCAGCUAUCUCAGCAAUGUGUGACCAGCGAUGAGCUGUAUGAGGAAGUGAGGAGGUCACUGGAGCAGUGCAACAUCCAGGAAGAUAUUGAGCAUUUUGUAAACCUCAGACAGACUGGUGACAAACCACCAGCUCCAGUUGUGUAUGAGAACUUCUAUAUUGGUCAGAGGUCUCCAACGGGAGCACUGUCCUUUCGACUGCCUCUGCCGCUCAGCAGGAGGGGGCCAUUACCUCAGCCAACACAGGACAGUAACGAUGAGUCGCACUACUCAACAGUGCAGGACGCAGGCUACAGUGUUAUCCAGUACUAACACACAUAUCUGCUGGAAGAAUUUCUGCACACGCUGUGGACUGUUCUUUGUGUCGGACCUCAGAGUUACUUUUCCUCCUCAAUGUGAGUUAAGCGUUCCUGGGAAGAGUCAGCUCCUCUGUCCAUUGGCUGCUAUGCAUCUUCAGGUGUUUCUCCUGCAUAUGGAAGCGGAAUUCAGAUCCUCUGUUGGUUUGACGUUACACGGCAUGCUCCGACUUGAUCAGAUCCAGAAUGAUCUGGAUGGUCGCCUCACCUGCAUCCAGAAUGCACAGUUAGAUCAGUCUGUUUGAUAUUGUAUCUUGGAUAAGCAA
Messenger RNA from Archocentrus centrarchus (flier cichlid), 1438 nucleotides. RefSeq names its product proline-serine-threonine phosphatase interacting protein 2 (gene pstpip2). Gene Ontology annotation, molecular function: actin filament binding. The transcript is spliced from 15 exons. The record is from RefSeq and is a predicted model, not a curated record. Bases 85 to 1128 code for a protein of 347 amino acids. Gene Ontology annotation, biological process: actin filament polymerization. Lineage: Eukaryota; Metazoa; Chordata; Actinopteri; Cichliformes; Cichlidae. Gene Ontology annotation, cellular component: cytoplasm; actin filament; plasma membrane.